GCUCAGCUGCUGGAGUGUUCCGUGGAGGAGCCCCGCCCAGGUGUUGCGACAACUUCCGGUCAAUGAAGAGAUGGAGCCCGGCGGGCAGGACAUCAACCUUAACUCUCCUAACAAAGGUUUGCUGUCAGACACCAUGACCGACGUUCCCGUGGAUCCAGCAGGAAGCCGAGUGCCGGCUGACGCCGCAGGGGCGGGGCUACCCGAAGGCUUGACGGAGGCCGAAGCAGAGGAGAUCCAGAACGAGCUAGUCAAGGUAGAGGAGGAAAUCCUUACCCUGCGCCAGGUUCUUGCCGCCAAGGAGCGCCAUGCAGCGGAGCUGAAGAGAAAGUUGGGGCAGACCACACUCAACCAGCUGAAGCUGAACCUGUCUAAGAGCCUGCAGGAGGUGCAGAUGUCCUCAGCUUAUGUAAAAACUUCAGAGAAAAUCGGAGAGUGGAACGAGAAAAUGACUCAGUCCGACGUAUACAAGAAGACUCAAGAAACCCUGUCUACCGCUGGGCAGAAAACUACCGCAGCGCUGUCUAAUGUCGGCUCCGUCAUUUCCCGGAAGCUGGGGGACAUGAGGGCCCUCCCUUUCUCUCAGUCUUUUAGUAGCAGUUACUCAAUCCGUCACUCCAUAAGCAUGCCUGCAAUGAGGAACUCCAAUACCUUCAAAUCCUUCGAAGAGCGCGUAGUGGGUCCAAAGCCCCGGGGGUCAACCGACAGCAAUGGAGAGAACGGUAGCCAGAGCUUACACUCACCGGACAAGUCACAGGAUUCCGCUCCAUUCUAGGCCUUCCUCCUCACACCCCCAACCCCCCCCCCUUACUUUUGUUUCCCAUUCCUUGUCUUGUAACAACUCCCAUCAUCAUCUCACAGCCUUGCUGGGCUGCCAAAAAAAAGA
Molecule: messenger RNA, 883 nt
Organism: Nanorana parkeri
Lineage: Eukaryota; Metazoa; Chordata; Amphibia; Anura; Dicroglossidae
Gene: TPD52L2
Product: tumor protein D52 like 2
Exons: 9
Coding region: 71-772 (233 amino acids)
Cellular component (GO): cytoplasm
Source: RefSeq, a predicted model, not a curated record